UACUUGCCUUUUCUAUCCCUAUAUAUAUGCAUUUGCUGAAUCCAUUGCUAGAACCAUCAGACUAAUCCUCAGCCAAUACAUCUGACAAUCACAGAACAUUCCUCGCCAAAACCAAGGAAUACAAAACAGAACCAAAUUGGAGCAAUUCAUCAAAUAUGGAGCAGAUUCUGGCACAUGUUAUUGGAAUUCCAGUAAGCUCAUCAUCAAUGGCAUAUCCAAUCAAACUUUUACAGGAACCUGCUAGCCAAUACCAUAUUCUCUAUUCUUCAAAUGGACCUCUAAAAUUAAAACAUAAAAAAGGAGAUAGGGUGAACAAACUUGGAGGAAAAGCAGACAACCUUGCAAAUGGCAUACGUGAGCUUGUGAGAUUGGGGCUCAAGAUCUCCAAAAUUGUGAAGGGGAAACUAAGCUUGGGGGCUAAAAUUAUUCGAGUAGGUGGUUUGGAGAAGAUUUUCAAGCACAAUUUCAGUGUUACAGAAGGAGAGAAGCUGCUAAAGGCUUCCCAAUGCUAUUUAUCAACAACAGCUGGUCCAAUAGCAGGCCUCCUCUUCAUCUCCACUGACAAGGUUGCCUUCUGCAGUGAUAGAUCCAUCAAAUUGUCUUCUCCAACUGGUGAUUUUGUAAGAAUUCGUUACAAGGUUUUGAUCCCGAUAGAAAAGAUAUUGAGAGCCAGUGAAAGUCAAAAUGUGAAGAGACCAUCACAGAAGUACAUCGAAAUAGUUACUGUGGAUAAUUUUGAUUUCUGGUUUAUGGGAUUCCUGAAUUAUCAAAAAACUUUGAAAUAUCUUGAGCAGGCAAUCUCCCAAGCUCGGUGACACACAACUUGGCUCAUAAGUGAUCCAAACAGAGAUUUCUUUUUUGUCCUGCUCUAUUAUAUCUAGAUGUGUUUAUAUUAAGGGAGCAAGACUAUACGUAUUUUGUAGUCACUCUUAUGUAUAAUUAAAAUUUACUAGUUUUUCUUUGGUCAUACUUUGACCACUGCCAUGUGGCACUAGUAGGACUUAUGGACUAGGAUUGCUCAUGGAAGCCUGGCCAACCUAGGCCUCGAUGUUGAUCCGGUCUAAUUUUUGCCCCCAGAAUUGUAAUACUCUACUCCGACAUAUGUGUUGGUUCAUCCCAUGUGAGCUCCUAUUGGAGAGCCCACUUUCUCCACCCAAUGGAAGUGGCUCUCCCACUCUACCAACCCCAUUAGAGAGUGGAAGAAGGUAGGUGGUGACCAAUGAGGCUCUCCCUCAUUGGUGUAUAAAUAGAGGUUGAGGGGAGAGUUGAAAUGGACAGAGAGAGAGUGAGAACCAAGAGAGAUCAGAAAUUGAGUGUGAGAGCUGUGAGUUGAGU
This is a messenger RNA of Camellia sinensis, 1335 nucleotides long. The record is from RefSeq and is a predicted model, not a curated record. NCBI's taxonomy places the organism in Eukaryota, Viridiplantae, Streptophyta, Magnoliopsida, Ericales, Theaceae.